AUGGAUUCCUUAACUAGAGAAUGGAAUCGCUUGUCUCUUUCUGAACAAGAGGGGGAUACGUUUGACUUUGAAAACAAAAACAUCAAACCAGGAAGUAUGCUAGCGGCUAAGUUCUUCACUAAGAGAGCCCUCAGUAUUGAAGUUGUGGCUCGGACUCUUCGACCAUUGUGGAAAACAAAACAUGAGUUUCGCAUGAAAGAUCUGGGGAACCAUCUAAUUCUUUUUACGUUUGAAGACGAGUUGGAUGCUGAGAAAAUUCUAUUUAGAGCACCAUGGAGCUUUGACAAAUAUUUGGUUGCUCUCUGUCUAUACGAAACCGACCAGUCUCUAAAGGAGCUUCGCUUUGAUACGGCGGAGUUUUGGAUUCAAGUGCAUGACCUUCCUGCGAGACGAAUGACGGUUGAUGCGGCAGAAGGUAUAUGUCAAACAUUAGGACGCGUAAUCCACUGCAGCGAUGAGGAGGAAACGGAUGGAGGGGAGUUCAUGAGAGUGCGCGUGGAAUUGGAUAUCACAAAACUGCUCAGCCGUGGACGGAGAGUGCGGUUUGGCCCAGACAGUGAUGGGUGGGUUUCGUUUCGGUAUGAGCGACUCCCAAUAUUCUGCUACUGGUGUGGGAGGUUAACGCAUGUUGCAAAGGAGUCUGACGUCUGGAUUCGUAGUAAAGGGACGUUACAUGCCCAGCAACAGCAGUUCGGAGACUGGAUGCGUGCGCCUCAGAUGAGUAUGUCCAAGCAGAAGAUAAUAUCGGUGGCUGGGUAG
Molecule: messenger RNA, 759 nt
Organism: Quercus robur (English oak)
Lineage: Eukaryota; Viridiplantae; Streptophyta; Magnoliopsida; Fagales; Fagaceae
Exons: 1
Coding region: 1-759 (252 amino acids)
Source: RefSeq, a predicted model, not a curated record